This is a messenger RNA of Fraxinus pennsylvanica, 534 nucleotides long. Lineage: Eukaryota; Viridiplantae; Streptophyta; Magnoliopsida; Lamiales; Oleaceae. The record is from the annotation of a GenBank genome assembly.
AUGUUCCGAUGCUAUUUUGUCUGUGCUACCAUUGCAUGGAUAUUGGAAGAGUUAGUAGCCAGAAUAUCAUUACAUGCUCUUGCACUCACAAUGUUCUGGAUCAUGGAACCUCUAAUACUACUUCCUGAGAAGAGAACUACUGAAACCGUUUCUUACUCAAAUGUUCUCGCUGUAUUUCCUGUUCGUAUAGUGCAUCCUUUGGCAAUAAAAAGACCUUGGGAUGAGGAUCCAUUUGCAAUGAGUGAAGAAGUUAUGAAGAACAUAUCACUGGAAAUUGUGAGAGAAAAAUUGUUAGAUUAUGUACAUCAGGAAAUCCCAUAUGGCGUUGAACAUCGUUUGAUGGACUGGAAGGAGCUACGAGAUGGUUCUCUCAGGAUUGAGCAACACUUCAUUACUCACAAGAUCAGCCAACGCAAGAUUCUUGUCGGGAAGAAGGGAUCCAAAAUCGGGAGGAUUGGCAUGGAAGCGAACGAGGAGUUGAGAUCCAUAUUCAAGAGGAAUGUCCAUCUCAUCCUCAUGGUCAGAGUCAAAUGA